GAGCACGACGCCUUCGCGCGGCCUUUCCCGGUGGACCAGAAUUCUUAGCGCCAGGCGGAAAAAAAAAAAGAAAAAACAAUCCGUGUGGGCCGGGGAGGCUACCGCUGCGCUCCGCUCCCUCCGCCCUCCGGGCCAUGGCGGUUCCCGAGCCGCCGCUGCCCCUGCCCCGGGCCGGCCCGAGCUCCGCCCUGUCCCCGCCGCGCGGCGCCCGGACGCUGCUCGUGAGGCACCUGCCGGCCGAGCUGAGUGCGGCGGAGAAGGAGGACCUGCUGCAGCAUUUCGGCGCCCAGUCGGUGCGGGUGCUGUCCGGCCAGGGCCGCCUGAAACAUACAGCUUUCGCUACUUUCCCUAAUGAAAAGGCAGCUAUAAAGGCAUUGACAAGACUCCAUCAGUUGAAACUUUUGGGUCAUACUUUGGUUGUUGAAUUUGCAAAAGAGCAAGAUGGAAUUCAUUCCCCAUGUCCUUCCUUGGGCACUGAAAAAAAGAAAAGGUCUGAUGACACUGUGGAAGAUGAUAAAGAAAAAAAGGAACUUGGCUGUAUUACCAUAGAAAAUGGAAUUGCACCAAACCAUGGGCUGACUUUUCCUCUGAAUUCAUGCCUCAAGUACAUGUACCCACCACCUUCAAGCACAAUCCUAGCAAACAUAGUAAAUGCUCUGGCAAGUGUACCUAAGUUCUAUGUACAGGUGCUUCAUCUUAUGAAUAAAAUGAACUUGCCCACUCCUUUUGGGCCAAUUACUGCACGGCCUCCCAUGUAUGAAGACUAUAUGCCAUUACAUGCACCGCUUCCACCUACUUCUCCUCAACCACCAGAGGAGCCUCCUUUGCCAGAAGAGGAUGAGGAAUUUUCUAGUAAAGAAUCAGAAUAUGAAAGCAGUGAUGAAGAAGGCCGACAAAGGAUGACUAAACUCAUGGAGUUGGCUAAUCUUCAGCCCAAAAGACCAAAAACAGUAAAGCAACGUCGUGUGAGAAAAAAGCAAAAAAUAAAGGAUAUGUUAAAUAUACCUUCAUCUUCACACAGCAGUAUGCAUCCGGUGCUGUUACCUUCCGAUGUAUUUGAACAGCCACAACCUGUAGGUAAUAAAAAAAUUGAAUUCCAUAUAUCUACUGAUAUGCCAGCUGCACUUAAGAAAGAUUUAAACAAAGAACAAGCUUUUGAGGAACAAAAUUGUGGAUUUGGAAAAAUCUUCCCCAAACCUAAUUUGAGCAUUGAAGAGGAGAUGAGAGAAGACUCUGAUGAAAUGCCAUCAGAAUGUAUUUCUAGACGAGAGCUGGAGAAGGGCAGAAUUUCUAGAGAAGAAAUGGAAACACUUUCGGUAUUCAGAAGUUAUGAACCUGGUGAACCGAACUGUAGAAUUUAUGUAAAGAAUUUAGCUAAACAUGUUCAAGAGAAGGAUCUUAAGUUUAUUUUUGGAAGAUAUGUUGAUUUUUCUUCAGAAACACAACGGAUAAUGUUUGACAUACGCCUGAUGAAGGAAGGUCGCAUGAAAGGACAGGCUUUCAUUGGUCUUCCAAAUGAAAAAGCAGCCGCAAAAGCGUUAAAGGAAGCUAAUGGAUAUGUACUCCUUGGAAAACCUAUGGUGGUUCAAUUUGCUCGAUCUGCUAGACCAAAGCAAGAUUCUAAAGCUGGGAAAAGAAAAUGAUAACAAUUGGUAAAGGUUCCUUUUGAAUUCCGUAUCUUUCAAGUACUUUCCAGCUUUGAGGAGAAGAAAAUGACUCUGGACUGUGGAACUGUGCGUAGUAACUUAAAGUGUAUUUAAAAAUUAAAGCUAUAUGCAUUUAAAUUGGUUUAUUGAAAAUAUGUUACAUGUAUUUUAAACACCUCAUAUAUAAUAAAUUAUUUUUUUCCUAUAAAGUGUUUUCAUUUUUUAUU
Molecule: messenger RNA, 1873 nt
Organism: Sorex araneus (European shrew)
Lineage: Eukaryota; Metazoa; Chordata; Mammalia; Eulipotyphla; Soricidae
Gene: RNPC3
Product: RNA binding region (RNP1, RRM) containing 3
Exons: 15
Coding region: 135-1643 (502 amino acids)
Biological process (GO): mRNA splicing, via spliceosome
Cellular component (GO): U12-type spliceosomal complex
Molecular function (GO): U12 snRNA binding; protein binding; pre-mRNA intronic binding
Source: RefSeq, a predicted model, not a curated record